Messenger RNA from Pseudopodoces humilis (Tibetan ground-tit), 4489 nucleotides. NCBI's taxonomy places the organism in Eukaryota, Metazoa, Chordata, Aves, Passeriformes, Paridae. The record is from RefSeq and is a predicted model, not a curated record.
AUGGAGAUUUCAUCAAAAGAAAAUACUCACUUUUUCUCAAACAACACAGUCUUGCCUGUGGACCGGUCUUCAUUCAAAUCUGAAUCAUCCGCAUCCAAGGAAAAACAGUCGUGUUGUGGAGGUAUAAAGAUAUUUCUUGUUGCAUUGUCUUUUGUUUAUUUUGCUAAAGCACUGUCAGGAAGUUAUCUAAAAAGCACUAUCACACAAAUAGAAAGAAGAUUUGACAUCCCUUCCUCUUUGGUUGGUGUUAUUGAUGGAAGUUUUGAAAUUGGGAACCUCCUGAUCAUAAUUCUAGUGAGCUACUUUGGAGCAAAGCUUCAUAGGCCAAGAAUAAUUGGAGCAGGCUGCUUAAUUAUGUCAGCUGGAACAUUCCUAAUCGCAAUGCCCCAGUUCUUCAUGGGACGAUACCGGUAUGAAAGAUUCCCUUCCACCAUCAAUUCGACUGUUAGCCUCUCUCCAUGUCUGCAGGAUAAAAGCCAAACUCCACUCUCAGCCUUGGAGAAACCUCAAGCAAAAAUAAAUGCAGGGUGUGAAAAGGAAGCAGGCUCCUACAUGUGGAUCUACGUUUUACUCGGAAAUCUUUUGCGUGGAAUAGGUGAAACCCCCAUCCAGCCCCUGGGAAUUGCAUACAUUGAUGAUUAUGCUCUUGAAGAGAAUGCUGCCUUAUAUAUUGGCUGUGUACAGACAGCUGCAAUUAUAGGGCCAAUAUUUGGCUUUCUCCUGGGAUCCCUCUGUGCCAAACUUUACGUUGACAUUGGCUUUGUAGACCUGGACAGAGUCACAAUAAGUCCCAAGGACGUGCAGUGGGUGGGAGCGUGGUGGCUGGGGUACCUGAUAGCUGGGGUCAUCAGCGUCCUGGCCGGCAUCCCCUUCUGGUUCCUGCCCAAGCACCUCCCAAAACCUGAGAGCAGGAAGGACUCCAGCACCUCUUCUGAGCACUCAAAGUUCAUUGAGGAGAGCAAGGACCAACCCACAUCCUAUUGGCAACAAGCGAAGCUGGCAGAGAUGGCAAAAGAAUUCUUGCCAUCACUGAAGAACCUCUUUGGGAAUCCAGUUUACAUUCUGUAUUUGUGUGCAAGUAUCAUUCAGUUCAAUUCUUUAAUUGGCAUGGUGACAUAUAAGCCAAAGUAUAUUGAACAACAGUAUGGGCAGACAUCUUCAAAAACUAACUUUGUUAUAGGUCUAAUUAACAUUCCUGCUGUGGCCUUUGGCAUAUUCUCUGGAGGACUGAUCAUGAAAAAAUUCGGAAUCGGUGUUUUAGGGGCUGCAAAACUUUCCUUGGGAUCAUCUUUCUUUGGUUACCUUUUGCUCCUCUCGUUGUUUGCGAUGGGCUGUGAGAACUCGGACGUGGCCGGGCUGACUGUGUCGUACCACGGAAGUAAACCGAUGACUGAUUACGAGCAAGCCCUGUUUUCAGAGUGCAACUCAGGCUGCUCGUGUUCCAAGGAUGACUGGGACCCCAUCUGUGGGGAGAAUGGAGUUACCUACGUUUCCGCCUGCCUCGCCGGCUGCCAGGCAUCCAACGGCAGCGGGAAAAACACCGUAUUUUUUAACUGCAGCUGCGUGGGAACCUUUGAAUCCUCACAAAGCUCCUCUGCUGUGGUGGGACCAUGUCAAAAAGGAAAUGAGUGUCCCAAAAUGUUUCUGUAUUUUCUAGUAAUAUCAGUUAUCACUUCAUACACUUUGUCAGUAGGUGGCACACCCGGAUACAUACUGCUUCUAAGAUGCAUUAAACCCCACUUGAAAUCACUUGCACUUGGUAUCUAUACCCUGGCAAUAAGAGUACUUGCUGGGAUUCCAGCCCCAGUGUAUUUCGGAGUAGCCAUAGAUACCACUUGCCUGAAAUGGGGAAGCAAAAGAUGUGGGGGAAGAGGAGCGUGCAGACUCUAUGACUCCAGUGCACUCAGGUAUGUGUACCUGGGGCUGACUUUGGUCUUGGGCACCGUGUCCAUUUUCUUCAGUGUUGCUGUCCUUUGGGUUCUCCGAAAAAGGUUUUCUCCACAAGAUGAGACCCUCUCAGCCAACGGGGAGAGAGGCACCUGUGAGACAAAGAGCAGAAAAGAUAAUUUUGUCAACAGUGACCGAAGAUGGCUUGUUUCAAGUGACCCAUUUUUUUCUGAGGGGCUCUGCACUGGCUUCUGGAUCGUCCUUGAGAAAUCUGUUCUGGUUGUAGUGGGAGUUACACAAACAGAUCACUCAGUACAGAAAUCAGUCAUGACAGUGGAAACCAAACCCAGCAAUGUCAAUGACUCCAACCAGGAAGCAGACCCUGACCAGCUUUUGGAUGAUGAAGGAAACAAAAAUCCACCAGUCAAAAAGACUUCCUCUUGCACUGGAUUGAAGGUAUUUCUGGCUGCUCUGUCAUUCAGCUACUUCAGUAAAGCCUUGUCUGGUACGAUAAUGAAAAGCUCCAUCACUCAGAUUGAGCGGAGGUUUGACCUGACGUCAUCUACCGCAGGUUUCAUCGACAGCAGCUUUGAGAUGGGCAACUUGCUGGUGAUUGCAUUUGUCAGCUAUUUUGGAGCUAAGCUCCAUAGGCCCAAAAUAAUAGCUGUGGGAUGCUUUACUAUGGCUGUGGGAUGCUUUUUAUCAGCAAUGCCUCAUUUCUUCAUGGGAUACUAUAAGUAUGAGACAGCACCACAUAAAGCUGCUUCAGCCAACUUAACUUCCAGCAUAAAUCCCUGUUCCCUACAUCAAGAUGUAAAUGACACUGUCCUGGAAGUCUCACCAUCAGGCUGUGAGAAGGAACCAUCAUCAUAUAUGUGGAUAUAUAUCUUACUGGGGAACAUGUUACGUGGGAUUGGUGAGACACCAAUAACACCCCUGGGCAUCUCUUAUCUCGAUGAUUUUGCUAAAGAAGAGAAUGUUCCUGUGUAUGUAGCGUGUUUGCACACAAUAGCCAUGAUGGGCCCGAUGUUUGGUUUCCUCUUGGGAUCUCUAUGUGCAAAACUGUAUGUGGAUAUUGGAUUUGUGGAUCCAGGGAGCAUCACUAUCACCCCACAGGAUUCCCGCUGGGUGGGUGCAUGGUGGCUUGGCUUUUUAAUAGGUGGAGCAACCAGUUUCCUAUCUGCCAUUCCAUUUUGCUUCCUGCCAAAGAGUCUGAAAAAGCCAGAGGAAGCCAAUAAGGACAAAACUUCACAUGGUCUCCUGGAAAGCACAGGUGCCAUGAAGAAUAAACUUUCUCCUGAAAAAAAGAAGCCAAGGAAGUGGUCAGUAAUGCUGAAAGAUUUCUAUAACUCCCUGAAAAAAGUACUGGGUAAUCGAAUGUACUUUACAUUUUUGUGUAGCUCACUGUUACAGUUCAGUGGUUUUAUUGGUUUCGUGACUUACAAACCAAAGUACAUGGAACAGCAGUAUGGACAAUCUACAUCCAAAUCCAACUUUCUAAUAGGAGUGACAUCCUUACCUCCUGUAGGUCUUGGCAUUUUCCUAGGAGGGCUUAUAAUGAAAAAGUAUAAAAUGAGCAUCAUUGGAGCGACAAAGUUUUCAUUUAUCAUGUCAUUUUUGUCCUAUGUCAUCAGUUUGUUACACCUCUUUGUUGGCUGUGAUAACUACGCCGUGGCAGGAAUGACAGUGUCCUAUCAAGGCAACCCCAUUCCGUACCACAACAAUUCCUUGAUUUCUGAAUGCAACUCUCACUGCAAAUGUGCCUCCAAUGUGUGGGAUCCUGUGUGUGGAGCCAAUGGAAUCACCUAUGUUUCGGCGUGCCUGGCUGGCUGCGAGAUUUCCGUAGGACAUGGAAAGAACACAGUCUUCCAUAACUGCAGAUGUCUUGAAAUCAACAGUUCAUGGGUAGGAAACAAUUCUGCCACCUUGGGGCAAUGUCCAAAAAGCGAUGAUUGUUCAAUGAAGUUCAUUUAUUACACAGUAAUACAAGUCAUAGGUGGCUUUUUCUACGCCCUGGGAGCCACUCCUGCAUACAUGAUUAUGUUUAGAUGUGUUCAGCCAGAGCUCAAAGCUCUCGCAGUUGGUCUGUACACACUCAUCAUGAGAACGCUGGCUGGGAUUCCAGCACCGGUUUAUUUCGGUGCAGCGAUCGACAAGACAUGCUUGAAAUGGGGAAGCACCAGCUGUGGGAAGCGAGGGGCUUGCAGGCUCUAUGACUCCAAUGCAAACAGGUAUGUCUUCCUUGGUUUAGGAGCAGUUUUAAGAGGUCCUUCCUACUUGGUUGGAAUAAUUUUUUAUAUAUUGCUAAAGAAACACUUUCAAAAUAAGAACUCCAAGCCUCUAGAGAAUGGACAAGAAGAUGCUGCUAUGAAUAAAGAAGACAACUGCAAGAUCAAAGAGCGUUUGCCAGGUUCUUCUGAUGCAGAGAAUGAAUCCUCUAUUUAGAAAGCAAUUUAGACCAGUGGCAUGUGAACCAGGUCAGCUUCUUUUAGAAGUGCCAUUCAAAAUGCUGUGAGUAACUAAAUAAUAAAUAAUAACCCUGUACAGAGAGCAUAACUAAUAGCAAAAUUGCAAACAACAACAAUAAACACUAACAAACAAG